This is a messenger RNA of Agrilus planipennis (emerald ash borer), 852 nucleotides long. Its product is annotated as 60S ribosomal protein L6-like. The coding region runs from base 94 to 837 and encodes 247 amino acids. The transcript is spliced from 4 exons. The record is from RefSeq and is a predicted model, not a curated record. Gene Ontology annotation, biological process: ribosomal large subunit assembly; cytoplasmic translation. Gene Ontology annotation, cellular component: ribosome; cytosolic large ribosomal subunit. NCBI's taxonomy places the organism in Eukaryota, Metazoa, Arthropoda, Insecta, Coleoptera, Buprestidae. Gene Ontology annotation, molecular function: RNA binding; structural constituent of ribosome.
GAGACAUUUCCCAGCAUCCUGUUCGGCUCAAACGUCACAUCCACCAUUAAACAACCAUAGAAUAGCGUCGGCGCAUUCUUUUAGCCGUAGGAAAUGGCGCCAACAGAAGCAAAGAAGGCCGCCCCUGCUCAAAAGAAGCCGGAAGCCAAGGAAAAAAACAAGGCAAAGAAAAGAUCGAGACCAAGGAAUUAUAAUCUAGGAAAUGGCGUGUAUAGGUUUUCUAGGUCCCGUAUGUACCAUAAGAAAGCCCUUUACAAAUUCGUAGGAAAAAAAGUUAAGCCUACAAAGAAACCUAGUAAACCGUUGUUUGUUGAAAAGCCAAUUGGGGGAGAAAAGAACGGUGGAAAACGUAUUGUGUUCUUGAAAAAACGAAGAAACUAUUUUCCAACCCAAGAAAAAAUUAGGAAACCAAAAUCUAAACAGUUAUUUAAAAAUCAUACCCGUAACCUACGCAAGUCUUUAAGGCCUGGUACAAUACUUAUCCUUCUGGCUGGUGUCCACAAGGGUAAGAGGGUAGUUAUGCUGAAGCAGCUGAGAUCAGGGUUGCUUUUAAUAACUGGUCCCUAUCUAAUAAAUGGUUGCCCACUUAGAAGAAUCCACCAACGUUAUGUGAUUGGAACAAAGACUAAAAUAGACCUUAAAGGAUUCAAACUUCCUAAGAACAUUAAUGAUGACUAUUUCCGCAGGGAAAGGAAGAAGAGACCCAAGAAGGAAGAAGGUGACAUCUUUUCUGCUAAAAAAGAGGUGAGUUGUUGCACUUUGAUUUAUUAUAAAAAGAAAGUAGUUAUUUACGUGAACAUUAAGGUGUCCUCUUUAUUCUCUCUUUAUAAUCAUUGAUUCCUUUAAUUCUCA